AUGGAUCCUCCGACGGAAGAGGGUUUCGACGAUGAGAAUGAGCUUACAUUCGUCAAGGAAGCACCCGAAGUCAACGGGCUCGUGGAGCAAAUCAAGGAUGCGCUCGAGGGGAGAGAUCCCGCAGACGGCACCUCGACGAUCUCGAAAACGGUGUUCCACAAGAUCCAGGAGAUCGUGGAGCGGUACCAGGAGUAUCCGACGCUCCUGGAUCCGCACCUGGAGGGAUGGAUCCUUCCCCUGACCUCGGUAAUUCGUCGUGAAGCCCAUAAAGGCUCCGAGGCUGACAUGGUGCUCGUCCAGCGCGCGUCACGGGUGCUCCACGCUCUCGCAUCCGUCCGCGGAUACAAGACCGUGGUCAAGUUUUUCCCGCACGAGGCGAAGGACUUCGAGCCGGUGGUCGCCUUGCUGGUGCGAUCGCACGACGUCGGCUCACUCGCGACGAAUAUGGAGGAGGCGGAUGAGCUCGGUUCCGCUUGGGAGACGCGCGCAACCCUGAUCCUUUGGCUGUCCAUCCUGGUGCUCAUCCCGUUCGACCUCGUCACCGUCGACUCGCAGGUUACCACAAACACGGGCGUUGACGGCGCGGCAAUGGCCAAGAGUGGCGGGCAGCAGGAGGCGCCCCCGGUCGUGCUCAGGAUUCUAGCACUGUGCCAAGACUCCUACCUGCGCGAUCCGGGGAUCGUACGAGACCGAGCAGCGUUCCUUCUCGCCAAGCUUUUGACUCGACCGGAUAUGCCUCUCGCGCUGCAGAAGUUUUUGGUUUGGGCCACUGACGCGCUCGGGGGCCAAUCGGAGUACUCGGAACAGGAGAAGAUGUUCAUCGUACCCGGUAUCGUGCGCGCACUCGCGGCGACAUUUAAGCUUGGGAAAAGGUCGGAGCUUUUGGAGGUUGCGGAGAGGUUGUGGACGAACGCGAGGGACCUGGCAGACUCGCCCGCCGCGAAGGCUUCGACGUUGACCCGUAAGCUGGCGUGCAAGCUGACGCAGAGGAUCGGUCUCUUGUUCUUGAAGCCGAGGGUUGUGUCUUGGAGGUACGAACGUGGCGCGAGGUCGCUUGAAGACAACCUGAAAAGGGCUAUGAUCAUCAGUCAAGGCGGAGACGCAGACGCUGAGGAUAGGAAAAAGGCUGAGGAGGCGGCGGCGAAAGAACAGGAGGAAGACGAGGACUGGGAUAUCCCGGAGGAGAUCGAAGAGGUCAUAGAGGCUUUGCUGACAGCGCUACGAGAUAAGGAUACCGUGGUUCGCUGGUCCGCGGCGAAGGGUCUGGGAAGGAUCACAGCUCGCCUUCCAGCGGAGCUCGGCGAUGAGGUCGUGGGUUCCAUCCUUGACUGCUUCUUGCCCACGGAGAACGACAACACCUGGCACGGCGCUUGUUUGGCUCUGGCGGAACUGUCCCGCCGUGGACUUCUCCUCCCCGUCCGCCUACCGGAUGCGGUCCCGCACGUGGCAUCGGCGCUCGCGUACGACGUGCGAAGAGGACCUCACUCGGUUGGCGCGCACGUUCGAGACGCGGCUUCUUACGUGUGCUGGGCCUUUGCUCGCGCGUACGCGCCAGAAGUUCUCGCACCUCACGCAGACGCUCUGGCGCCUUCCCUGCUGAUCGCGGCGUGCUUCGACAGGGAGGUUAACUGCAGGCGCGCUGCUUCCGCCGCGUUCCAAGAGUCCGUCGGUCGUCUCGGCGCGUUCCCGCACGGCAUCGACAUCAUCCAAGUGGCGGACUACUUUUCGCUCGGAUCCAGGACCAAAGCGUACACCGUCGUGGCCGACCACAUCUGCGGUUAUGACGAAUACAGGCGCAGGAUGCUGAACCACCUGUGCGAUGUGAAGCUGAUUCACUGGGAGCGCGCCACCAGGGAGCUCGCUGCGAGGACGAUAUCUAUCAUCGGCCGCCGGGACCCGGAGUGGAUUCGGGAGGUUGCGCUCCCCGUGUUGUUGGACCGGUCGCUGUCGACAAACCUCGAGGCGAGACACGGCGCGUGCGUUGGCGCGGCGGAGGCGUUGCUUGCACUGAAAAAUGCUGGCGAGCCCUGCGUGGAGGGAGAACUCGCGACGAAGGUCACCGGCCUGGUGACUGCAAUCGAGAAGGCUCGCCUGUACCGAGGCAAAGGCGGAGAGGUGAUGCGCGCGGCGGUUAGCAAAUAUGUGCAGUGUCUGGCGUCUGUCUCGCAGCCGUUGGACAAGGGACCGGGACCUGCUACGGGUCCUAAGUCUUUGCGUUCCACGCUUCUCGCCUCGCUAGAGGAGAAUUUGAAGCAUCCGACGGUCGACAUACGUGACUCUGCGGUGUCGGCGAUGGAGGAGUUUUCGGCUUCAUACAUGGUCGGGUCAAACCCAGCCGCGGGUGCCAAGAGGCUGAUCGUGAAACUCGCGACGCUCCUGAGGGAGGACCAGAACCCGGCAGCGAGGAGAGGCGCAGCGCUCGCGCUCGGUGUGAUGCCGGGCGAGAUGCUCUUCUCGUGUGUGCCAGGCUUUGCUGCCGAAGCUCCAGCGGAGGAGAACGUGGAUGCCGAGGCAGAUCCGGAGAUGAUCCCCGCGUGGCGCAUGGCACUUGAGGCUCUCAAGGCGGCAUCGAUCCCGGAGGAAGAUGUCGAGGCGAGGGAUGCGGACGCGCGCGUUUGCGCGACGAAGGGGAUGGCGGGAGUUCUGUCCCGGAUGGCGACCAAUCUCGUCGAGGACGACUACGCGGCGACGUCGCAAGCCGCUUCAGAGGUCAUCUCAUCUCUGCUGACGUGCAUGGAGGACUACUGCACGGACAACCGAGGUGAUGUCGGCUCCUGGGUGCGUGAGGCGGCGAUGGAGGCGCUUCCCGGUGCCAUCUCAGCUCUGCAGGCUUCGGGACUCGAGCUCGCGACGGGAAGGUGCGCGACAAUCGUAUCGGCGCUGCUCAAGCAGUGUGCCGAGAAGAUUGAUCGCACGAGGGCGUCGGCGGCGACUGCUCUUUGCGCGGUGCUCCGCGGCCGGGAGUCGGACAUGCUCGAGCCGCUGCCGGACGUACCUGGUUUGAACAAGUUAUUGGAUGCGGCGCCCACGGAGGAGAGACUCGCCGCGUCGUGGGCUGUUCCUACAAGCGCGUACGCGGCGUUGACACCACUCAUUGUCGCGGACGGGUCUGAUCCACUCGCGGCGUACAGGGCGGACCUCAUCGAGGGGAUCGUGGUGUCCGCCGGUGGCGUCGGAGAUAGCCUCGGCAAGGCUUCUGGAGGUGCCCUAGUUGCCGCAGUCAAGGCUGACCCCGCGCUGCAGGAGACCGUGGCGAACGAGCUGGUUGACCUGUUGUCUCGCCGCCAAGGCGUGGACAGGGUCACCGUGCCGCUGCUCCGCGUCUUGGACUUGCUGUUUUCGUCCGGGGCGCUCGCCUCAGUCGCUCCUGCACAUCCCGACCCGCCUAAUGCGUUCGCGCACACGCUCGCCGAAAAUCUCCGUGCCGAGCUCAAAGGGUCCAGAGACGUAGCUAAGCUAUGCCAUGGUGUCCAGGCUCUCUCACACGUUGCCGCGCUUGGACCCAACGUGAUAAACUCGGACAGAUGCGCGAGGACGUCUGGACUUCAAGGUAUACUUGCACUGAUGGUGAGCAGGUAUCCCAGGGUUCGCAGGGUCGCUUCCGAGGCGUUAUACGUUUUACUUCUAGGUUUAGACGAGGAGGCUGCCGGCGAGGGUAUCGAGGCGGCGAUUGAGUUACUCUCCGAUACAAGGUGGGACGCGGAGCUCACCAUGGUCAAACCAGAGAGGAACAAACUGUAUCCGCUCCUAGGUCUGGAGGCUCCCGCGGCGGCGCUCGAGGCGGCGAAGGGUCCGGGUGUCAAGGUCAAGGUGGUUGACGAGAAUGAGUCAUACGCAGCGCUGGUUGGGAGCGCUGGAUAUUGA
Molecule: messenger RNA, 3864 nt
Organism: Micromonas commoda
Lineage: Eukaryota; Viridiplantae; Chlorophyta; Mamiellophyceae; Mamiellales; Mamiellaceae
Exons: 1
Coding region: 1-3864 (1287 amino acids)
Biological process (GO): post-chaperonin tubulin folding pathway; tubulin complex assembly; microtubule cytoskeleton organization
Molecular function (GO): beta-tubulin binding; GTPase activator activity
Source: RefSeq, a predicted model, not a curated record